Schistocerca gregaria is the source of this 2592-nucleotide messenger RNA. RefSeq lists its product as uncharacterized. The transcript has 8 exons. Gene Ontology annotation, cellular component: mitochondrial outer membrane. Lineage: Eukaryota; Metazoa; Arthropoda; Insecta; Orthoptera; Acrididae. Gene Ontology annotation, molecular function: GTPase activity; calcium ion binding; GTP binding. Gene Ontology annotation, biological process: small GTPase-mediated signal transduction; regulation of mitochondrion organization; mitochondrion organization. The record is from RefSeq and is a predicted model, not a curated record. The coding region runs from base 664 to 2592 and encodes 642 amino acids.
AAACAAGAAACAAUGUAGUAAUGACUCUGUGUUUUCAUCUCUUAAUAAUUCAGAUAAUCUCAUUAGAUUUAAUUAUGAAUACCAAGAUCGCGACAGAAUGAUCACAAUUGACCAAGAUUUUUUAAAAAUCACGUCUUACUUUGGAGCAGGGAAUAGCAGAUUCGCCAAUCGCGAAAGAGCAAAACUUUUGGGAAUUUCAUCUAAAAAUACUCGAGUGGCACCCGGAGUCAACUUGAGGUCAAAUGAGUUUACCAAAAUUGGAAAUUGCGUAUAUAUUGGCUUAUUCACCUAUAUUAAUGGUAGCAUCAACAUUGAAGACGAUUGCAUUAUUGGGCCUUACUGCUGCCUAACAUCUAACAAUCACAUAUUCAAUCCAGUACUUCAGUCUUUUCAGGAAAAGAAUGAGGAUAAAAAAAUUAGAAUCAAAAGAGGAUCCUGGCUAGCCGCUGGGGUGGUAAUAACUCCUGGCGUGACUAUUGGAGAAUGUAACCUGGUCUGUGCAGGGGCUGUUGUAACAAAAGAUACUCCUGACUACUCCAUUGUAGCCGGUAUACCUGGCGUUGUUGUAGGAUAUAUAGAUUCUAAGUCGGGGCAAUAUAAAUGGAUCAAGUAAAGUGGAUUUGAUUUUAUCUCUUUUGAAAAUAGUACGUUUUCAAUAAUUAUAUGGAUCGCAAGCAAGUUUCUCUUUUGUUUCUUGGAGACCAUGGUGUUGGUAAAACAACAUUAAUAAAAAGCAUGAUAUACGAAAGUUUUCAGCAAAAUGUUCCUCCUAUAUUGAAUCCCGUCAUAGAAGACAGAAAUGGGAUUCAGACCGAGCUUAUCGAUACGAACGUUUUAAACUAUUCAAAAACAUGUCAUCAACUUGCUAGUAUCAACCAGUGCGAUACCUGGGCAAUAAUUUUGGUCUGUUCUCAGACUUAUCCGAAAUCAAUAGGGAAUGUUUUAACUAAGUGGUUGGUUAUGAUUCAAGAACAAAAUCUUCGAAUACCUAUUAUAGUUGCUUGCAACGUAAUGGAUAACCGAGACAUAAUUCAAAGCCACUAUUCUGAUUGUUGUGUCUUUGGUCCUGAAUUCAAAGAAUGCAGACAAAUCGAGCAUUUUGCGACUCUUGAUUUCAAAGACUCUAAGGCAGUCAAUGCGUUGCUCGAAACUGCUCAAAAAAUUGCCAUUUUUCCUCUCUGCAAACUGCAAGAUUUGAAUUCUAAAACAAAAUACUCAUUUCAUCCUGAUGUAAUCAAUGCUUUUAGAAGAAUUUUCAUGAUUUAUGAUGAAGAUAGAGAUGGAUAUUUGAAUGAUACUGAGUUUGACUUACUCCACAAUGAUUGCUUUAAAAAUCAGCCUCUGCAACCUUUGACUAUCCAAAAGUUUAGAAGUUUUGUUGAACAAAUAGACCCAGAUGCCAUUUCUGAAAAGGGUUUUACCCUAGCAGGGUUUUUGAUUGUUUGGGAGAUUGUUUUAGAAUAUGGAAGCUGUGAAUGUAUCUGGACAUUAUUAAGACAUUUCGGCUAUAACGAUUGCUUUCAUUUUCAACAAGCCACAGGCUUGCCUGACUUUGAAAAAACCAAGGUUUAUACAUUAACACCUCCUGGUAUUGAAUUCUUAACCGACGUAUACGAAUAUUACGUAAAGAACAUGAAUGAAAAGGGAAAUGAUACCGACUCUCAGUUGAGGCGAGUCAGCCUCAUUUUUUCAGUUAUUUCUGAUAGUUGCUUUCCUUGGGCAAACUUCGGAUAUCCUUAUUGCACUGUAAUGGAUGAAAAUAGGCAAAUCUUGCCUUUGCGAGGCUUCCUAGCCUUAUGGUUUAUGAUAGUAUUUUUAGAACCGGCUAUGGCAAGAAAGUAUCUUAGUUGCCUAGGUUAUGGUUAUACACGCUCAAAGAAAGUUGAAAAUAGUAAUUACGAUCUAUCUUGUCCAAUAACUGAGUGCAACUUUUCACGCAAUACUUUCCUAGCACUUGUGUUUGGAUCUCCUUCUUGUGGCAAAUCAUCUUUCAUUCGUGGGUUUUUGGAAAAACCUUUUGUGGACAGCAUUCCAUCUAAAGAAAGGGUAUAUUGGGCCGUGAAUUCUGUAAAAAAAUCAAGCUGCAUAUCACAAGAUAAUGACCGAUCUUCUCCUUCGUUCAGUUCUGAUCAAAGUAGUACACAUCUUAUACUACAUGAGGUAGAUCUGAAAGUUCCUGAAAUUUCAAAUCUUCCGUAUCUUUCCCGCUCUAACGCAUUCUGCGUUCUUUAUGAUAACUCCUCCCAUGAAUCUUUUAGCUACGCUGAAAAACUUAUAUUUGCUCUUGUUUCCCAAGUGCCAUCGGUCCCCAUUGUAUUUAUCGCUACUAAAUCAGAUAUUUCCCCAUAUAUUACAAAAAACAGUAUCUAUAUGUCAAAGCAACUCAAUAUUUCCUCACCUAUUCUCAUAUCCAGUAAGAAUGGCAUCUACAACUCCGUUUUUGAAACCAUUUGCUCAGAAUCUGCGAAUGCUAUCUACCCUAGUACAGUUAAACGACAACACACUACAAUUCUCUUAGCAUUUAUCUGCUCUUCUCUACUCUGGCUAGGUUAUCAAACGUAUAGAUCAAAACUUGUUAAACGCCACUACUAA